Messenger RNA from Enterobius vermicularis (human pinworm), 270 nucleotides. The record is from the annotation of a GenBank genome assembly. NCBI's taxonomy places the organism in Eukaryota, Metazoa, Nematoda, Chromadorea, Rhabditida, Oxyuridae.
AUGGCAGCACGAGCUGGUAAAGUGCAGAAGGUUAUGGUUCAACCUAUUAACCUGAUAUUCAGGUACCUACAAAACAGAUCUCGUAUUCAAAUUUGGCUCUAUGAAGAUGUUACGCAUCGGAUUGAGGGAUAUAUCAUUGGCUUUGACGAAUAUAUGAAUGUCGUUUUGGAUGAAGCCGAAGAAGUGAAUAUCAAAACGAAUAAUCGAAACAAAGUCGGAAGAAUUUUAUUGAAGGGCGACAACAUCACCUUAAUUCAAAGUGUUAAUUGA